Messenger RNA from Rhinocladiella mackenziei CBS 650.93, 246 nucleotides. RefSeq lists its product as uncharacterized. The transcript has a single exon. Lineage: Eukaryota; Fungi; Ascomycota; Eurotiomycetes; Chaetothyriales; Herpotrichiellaceae. The coding region runs from base 1 to 246 and encodes 81 amino acids. The record is from RefSeq and is a predicted model, not a curated record.
AUGCAGGCUCUGCGAAAAGAAUUGAAAAACAUCACGCUGAGGCUGUGUGGCAUCGCUGUCAGCAACCGGAGAAUCCCCCCGGGACUGAGUACGGCUUUUCUCGGAGUCGUCGUGCGCGGCGAGUGUUUUGAACAGAGAGAGGAGCAAAAUGCUCUUCUGGGUAUUCUAGAUGAGCUGGAAGGCGCUCACGGCUGGCCCGUCGCCGGCCCAAGAGACAAACUGAAGCAAUCGUGGGACUGGUUAUGA